Aspergillus pseudotamarii is the source of this 1668-nucleotide messenger RNA. RefSeq names its product Bax inhibitor-1 family protein. Gene Ontology annotation, cellular component: membrane. Bases 139 to 954 code for a protein of 271 amino acids. The transcript has 3 exons. NCBI's taxonomy places the organism in Eukaryota, Fungi, Ascomycota, Eurotiomycetes, Eurotiales, Aspergillaceae. The record is from RefSeq and is a predicted model, not a curated record.
ACGUUCUAGAAGCUCCCGUAGGCCCCCAUCGAUUGUCAUCUCACAUCUCUCAAUCCCAUUCUAAUACGUCUUUCGCCAUCGACUUGCAUGCUGCGCUUUCCUCUAGAUUGAUAUCCUAUCGACACAUCGGUUAGCACUAUGGCUGCUAAUACUCGAUAUGAGCCAGCUCCUCAGCGGGACUCGUUUGAAGACCGCGCAUACACUCAGCCCCCGCCAUCUUAUCAGGCAACGGCCGAACACUCCCAAGCGCCUCGCAGUGAGGAUGACAAUGUUCCCGAUGACUUUAAAUUCGGUGGAAUGGUCGCAGAAGGAACGUUACCUAUCCGGAUGCAAUUCGUCCGGAAGGUCUAUGCCAUCCUAACCGCCCAGCUCCUUCUAACAACCAUUAUGAGCUCGAUCUCCUUCUUCAGCGACAGCUACCGCCUAUGGAUCCAGUCCAACUUCUGGCUGAUGAUCGUCUCAGUCUUUGGUGCCUUGGGUUUCAUGCUCGUAACAUACUGGAAGCGCAAGAGCUACCCGGCGAACCUUCUUUUCCUGACAGCCUUCACGGUUCUCGAGGCCUACUCCAUCAGUGUCGUGACGUCCUUCUAUGACGCGCGUAUCGUAGUGCAAGCCCUUAUCCUGACGCUCGGCAUGUUCGUUGCGCUCACGCUCUUCGCAUGCCAGACGAAGUACGAUUUCACGAACUGGAUGCCGUACCUGUUUGGUGCGCUCUGGUUCUUGAUCCUGUUCGGCUUCGUCGCCGCGUUCCUCCCUAACAGCUCUACCGUUGAGCUCAUCUACAGCGGACUGGCGGCGUUAAUCUUCUCCGGUUAUAUUCUUGUUGACACGCAGUUAAUCAUGAGACACUACCAUGUUGAGGAGGAGAUUGCCGCGAGCAUCUCGCUUUACUUGGAUAUUCUGAACCUGUUCCUGGCUAUCCUCCGGAUCCUUAACAACCAGCAAAACAACUAAACCUGUGUAUCAAAGUUGGUUGCUUAUGAGCGAAGCCGGCUGGGAAGACAAAUUGUGUCGCAGUUGCUGAUUGUCUGAUGAAGAUGACUUAAUUGUAUCCUGCCGUCAAAUUGGGCUUGUUUCCAUAUGUCUAAUAACCAUGCUAGGUCUUUUUGCCCUUGACUUAGCCCUGUUUCUGGCGUUCUAUUUUUUCUCUUUCUGCUGCUAUAUGUGAUAUACAAUAUUUUAGGUUGUGCUCUGGAGCUCUGAAUUAUUGACAAUUGACAAUAUCCUCUGGAAGCUUGGCAUCCUACCGGUAUGAGUGGUAUCAAAAUUGAGAAUGACCCAUGUAAAGAACAUCGACGCAUAGACACAUAGACAGGAAAGGACGAAAGAGAGACCAAGGACAUAUCGAAGAUGUAAAUGACUCAACCUCGCUGUGUCCUCUCCACUUCUCCCUCUGUCUUGCAUCCAUCGCCAUGUCCCUUGCAAGUUCGCCUGCCCAACCGGACUCCCUGUCUGUCCAGACGGGCGGCCUGCUAGUGACCAGGCCAGUGUUAGAGUCAAUAUUGUACAGGGCCAAGGCAAGACUUGAUUCAAUCCCAAUAGACCACAGAUUGUUCUACCAAAAGCUUAGAAGAAAACAGGAAGCGUUCGCAGCGGAAUCGUCAUGAAAGCAGAAUUAUAGCGAUCUAUAUUAUCAGGCCGUAGCCCGUUACAAAAGUAUAAUACCCA